Lagopus leucura (white-tailed ptarmigan) is the source of this 3610-nucleotide messenger RNA. RefSeq names its product PR/SET domain 4 (gene PRDM4). Gene Ontology annotation, biological process: cell fate commitment; transcription by RNA polymerase II; regulation of transcription by RNA polymerase II. Gene Ontology annotation, cellular component: nucleus; cytoplasm. Lineage: Eukaryota; Metazoa; Chordata; Aves; Galliformes; Phasianidae. The record is from RefSeq and is a predicted model, not a curated record. The coding region runs from base 51 to 2471 and encodes 806 amino acids. Gene Ontology annotation, molecular function: DNA-binding transcription factor activity, RNA polymerase II-specific; histone methyltransferase binding; RNA polymerase II cis-regulatory region sequence-specific DNA binding. The transcript is spliced from 11 exons.
GCUGCGGCCGCUCCGCCGCCGGGAGAGGCCCCGCCCCGCCGCCGGGCUCCAUGUACCCCAGGAUGAAUGAAAUGAACUUGAGUCCUGUAGGGAUGGACCAGCUGACCUCGUCCUCUGUCGGCAAUGCCCUGCCUGUCUCAGGGAGUCACCUGGGAUUGGCAGCAUCACCCACUCACAACGCCAUACCAGCACCAGGUUUGCCGGUUGCAAUUCCAAACUUGGGCCCCUCCUUGAGUUCCUUGCCCUCUGCUCUGUCUCUGAUGCUCCCAAUGGGUAUUGGGGAUCGAGGAGUGAUGUGUGGUAUACCAGAGAGAAACUACACCCUACCUCCACCGCCAUACCCUCACCUGGAGAGCAGCUACUUCAGACACAUUCUACCUGGUAUCUUAUCUUAUUUGGCUGACAGACCUCCGCCUCAGUACAUCCAUCCCAACACUAUAAAUGUUGAUAGCAAUCCAGCAUUGUCAGUGCCCAGCAAUCCCUCAGCCCUGGACCCCUACCAGCCCAGUGGAACCGUGGGGCUGGAACCAGGGAUCGUACCCAUGGACUCCCGCGCAGUCAAUGCGCACGGUGCUCAAAACAUGCAUCCUGGCGACAGCCACGAGGUAGCUCUGGAUAGUACAAUCACUAUGGAGAGCGUUUCGAGGGUAACCAGCCCCAUCUCUACGGAUGGGAUGACAGAGGAGCUUACAAUGGACAAUGUAGCCAGGGAUCAUUCGCAGAUCCCAAAUGGCUCCCGGAGCCAUGAACCUUUGGCCGUAGACACGGUGGGAAGCAACUUGACGCCAGACGCAGUGGGGCACGGCGGUGUCAUCCCCAUUCACAGCAGCACUUUGGAACUCCCUGUCGUCAUGGAGCCCGACCACAUCGCUGGGCGGGUGGCAGGGAUGUCGGACAGCACACUAAAUGACUCCAUUCAUACCGUGGCCAUGAGCACCAACUCUGUGAGCGUGGCACUCUCUACCUCACACAACCUCGCUUCCCUGGACUCGGUAGCCUUGCACGAAGUGGGCCUCAGCCUCGAGCCAGUGGCGGUGUCUUCCAUAAAUCAGGAAGUAGCCAUGGGGCCGGGUCACGUGGAUGUGUCCGCAGACAAUCUUGCCUUCGUACCGUCCUCUCUGCAAAUGGAAGACUCCAAUUCAAACAAGGAGAACAUGGCAACCUUGUUUACCAUAUGGUGCACGCUGUGUGACAAGGCGUAUCCAUCAGACUGCCCUGACCAUGGACCUGUCACCUUUGUCCCAGACACCCCAAUAGAGAGCCGAGCCAGGCUUUCUCUCCCUAAGCAGCUUGUCCUACGGCAGUCUCUCAUGGGAGCUGAAGUGGAUGUUGGUCUUCUACUGAUAGGUGUGUGGACACGAGAAACCAUUCCUGUAAGAACUUGUUUUGGACCUCUGAUUGGGCAGCAGAGCCAUUCUCUGGAGGUGGCUGACUGGACAGACAAAGCAGCUAGUCACAUCUGGAAGAUCUAUCACAAUGGUGUCCUAGAGUUCUGCAUCAUUACAACUGAUGAAACUGAAUGUAACUGGAUGAUGUUUGUACGCAAAGCCAGGAACCGGGAAGAGCAGAAUCUGGUGGCUUAUCCUCACGAUGGAAAAAUUUACUUUUGCACCUCUCGGGACAUCCCACCUGAGCACGAGCUUUUCUUUUAUUACAGUCGGGACUACGCACGGCAGCUUGGUGUCCCUGAACAUCCGGACGUGCACAUCUGCCACUGUGGAAAGGAAUGUGCUUCCUAUGCGGACUUCAAGGCCCAUUUGAGCAGCCAUAUUCACAGCCACCUCCCCAGUCAGGGCCACAGCAGCAGCCACGGGCCAGGCCACGGCAAGGAAAGGAAGUGGAAGUGCUCCAUGUGCCCCCAGGCUUUUAUCUCCCCUUCCAAGCUCCACGUCCACUUCAUGGGGCACAUGGGCAUGAAGCCACACAAGUGCGAUUUCUGUAGCAAAGCUUUCAGUGAUCCCAGCAACUUACGCACGCACCUCAAGAUACACACAGGUCAGAAGAAUUAUCGGUGUACCCUCUGUGACAAAUCGUUCACCCAGAAGGCUCACUUGGAAUCACACAUGGUCAUCCACACCGGGGAGAAGAAUCUGAAGUGUGAUUACUGCGAAAAGCUGUUCAUGCGGAGGCAGGACCUCAAGCAGCACGUACUUACCCACACACAAGAACGGCAGAUCAAGUGCCCCAAGUGUGACAAGCUGUUUCUGAGGACAAAUCAUCUGAAGAAGCAUCUCAACUCACAUGAAGGAAAGAGGGACUAUGUCUGUGAAAAAUGCACCAAGGCUUAUCUAACCAAAUAUCACCUCACUCGCCACUUAAAAAUAUGUAAAGGCCCCACAUCCAGUCUGUCAACCCCAGAGGAGGAAGAGGAGGAUUCAGAGGAGGAACUGAUAGACUCACUGAGGACUGAGGACUGUAGGAUUAACAAUGGAGUCUACUCAACUGGUGAUGCCCUCACGGGACACAAAUGAAGAAAAGGGAAAUUCUCAUGGAUGUUAAAACGGGGGAAGGAAGAAACUACAGCUCUCUUCCUUGUUUCCCCAGUCAACAGCAUAUGUCAAAUGAGGAGUAUUCCUUUCAUUCUGGUCUCCCCACUACCACCACUGAAUAAACUCCAGCCAAAACACUGAAUGAGAAUGGAUCAUGUGCUUCAGACUGAACAGUUGCUUGAAAGGAAAUAUGAGGAACAGAUUUUUCCACACAUGCUGUGCAUACUCAGAUAACCCACUCUGUGCUAGGAUACAUAACACGCCUUGCAUUAUCCUUGAGGGAAGAGCCACAACCCAGAGAUGUAGUUGAGUAACAGCCAUGACCUGUAAGCCAUCUUUUCCUUAACUGCCACAGUCCUGACAGCAAGAAAAACAAACAAGACAAAAAAAAAUGGUGGUAGCAGUUAGUUGUAUUUAUCUUUUUAAUACCUGUUAACUGAAGGAUGUGGUUUGGCACAGAGCAAAGAAUGUCAAUGCUCAGGGCUCCUUCUAAAAAAAAUAAUGCUUUGGUUUGGAGGCAGUGGAAUCAACAGUUGUAGAUAAAGCAAUUAUCCCAGUACAGCAGUGUUCAGAAAACCAAAAAGGGGCUAUUUGUUAUUACCUUCUCUCACUCAGAUUCACGAGAGCAUGUUGUGAAGAAGUAAGGACUGUACAGACCAGUAGGGAAGAAGCUUACAGGUGAUCAGACAGCGUUUACAGUACAUCCUUGUGUGCUGUAAACCUUUUACCACUUAAAAAGAGAUGGGAGGGUUUGCUGCUAAUACUAUUUAUGGAAUGAAAAUGGAUUUCAUUCACUUGUUUUCUUUUGGAAAAAAAUUAAAAAUGUGGCUCUUUUCUAAUGUUCUUUUUAAAUAUUUAAGCAUUCUGGGAAAAAAAAAAAAAACAACCAGCACUUUUUUCCCCCCAUCAUCUGCCUGUCUCAAGCAUUCCUGGGACAAGGCAGGGGCAGCAGUGCCUCCAUAAAGAGAAGACUAACAACUUGUCUCUAAACCUUGAAGGUUGGUUUUGUGGCUUGUUUGUCUCUGCUGUAAGUGGGGGGACAGUGAGCUGAACUCUUCCCUGACAAGGUGCUUGGUUAUCCCUGUUAGAUUCUUGCCAUAAACAGCCUCAUUUCAGUUGUA